GGUGGCAGCAGGAGGGAGAGGGAGGAGGUGGGGAGAGAAAACCCAAUUCACCCCCUUCCUUUUUAAUUCUUUCUCCUGGUGUGUCUGCUCCACCGCCCGAGCUAAUCCCCCAAAUCCGGUCUCCUAAGCCGCAGCUGCUUUCCUUCGCAGUGAUGAAUGGCUCGGGGAGGGAAGACCCUCAAAACCCUUUCUCCUCAAGUAGACAGAGCAGGAGGAAGUUCAUCAGGACCUACCUUUUCCAGGAAGCCCUCCUGUUGGUGCUGAGACACUCUGCAAAGUGUGAAGGGAUCAAGGCAGUGUGGGCAAAGCAGAGAGAGACGUGGAGGCACAGCCCCGACAGCUCCCCAGAUCUUCUCCGGUGAGCAUCCCCCCAGCCUGGCCCAGGGCAUGCCCCAGUUCACUUUUGCCUGCUUCUGUGGCCUCCACGGCUUCUGCAAGAUGAAGAGGAAGAAGGAGGAAGUUCACAGACAGCGGGAAACGGCCGUGUGAGCUGGACCGGGGCCCCUUCUGCAGCCUCCAGCAGGUUCCAGGCCUGAGGGCGCGCCCACAUCUGGAAGGACCGCCUGGCCUUCUGGAGACCGGGAGACCAAGAAGCCUCGGGGCGGCCCCAGGAGUGAAACUUCUUUCCUGCCCUCAGGGCUCCAAGCCCUCCACUCAGGGUGACUCUUCCGCUGAGGGAUGUACCGCCUUGGUGGGCUAGGAGCGCUGCUCCUGGAUAGGAAACUGGACCUCCCAGCAGCCCCCACGCCGGGGGAGGCCUCAGGCAGGCCAGGCCGAGUGGCGGCGUAAGAGGAGCCCCCCUCCAAAGCCAGGAUGCAGUCUCUCCUGGGAGCCCCGGACUUGAGGCAGGAGCCUCUCCGGAGGAGCAUCCCUGAGAGAAGGGUCCUUUCCUGUCCCCUCCCAGCGUUCUCCUGGGCCAGGUGGAGCCAGGACCAAGGCGGGCAGCCAGGUUGGGAGUCGGACGGCAGAGUCGGGACAGUGAGAGGCAGGCAACGUCCUCAUGGCAGGAGGCCAGCUCGGUGUCCCCUGGGCGCCUCCCUCUCCCGCACUCCAGAAGGCAGCUUUCUCUCCAGGCCUGGCCUCGCAGACCCUCUGAGCCCUGUCACGCCUCCUUGCAGCUGCACAGAUGUGGGGGCCUGUCUCCCAGGCCCUGACUCCCCUUCUUGGGAACUGUCAUCCAGGACCAGACUGUGGGGCCCCCUUCCUGGACUGUGCCGUGUCCUCCCUUUAUUCUCCUGUCUCCUCGCCUCGCCCACCUGCCUCUACUUCCUGUCCUCAGAAGCCAUAGAGAGGGAAGGGCUUGCAUGUUGUGCCUUUGGGGGAAACGGGGUAGAGGGACCCUCUAGGACCUGCCUUGCCUUUUCCCGCUAAUCUCUCCACUAACCUCAGUCUUCCAGGGUCAGUCUCAGCCCCCUCUCCCAGCCUAUUUCCAGCCGGUAAGAAGCAGACAAAACCCCCUUUCCUUCUUCCUUCCUUCCCUCCUCCCUCCUCCCAUGUGAUCUAACUUACCCUUCGGUCACAGUGCCCGAACCUCUCGGGUGCUAGAGGGUCACACGGACAGCAAUGGUAGUGGCAGAGACACUUUGGGCAGAUUCUGUAGCUUUAGCAAGUCUGCCCUCUCUCCUUCAGCACAGAAAAGGUCGGCCCAGGAACAAAGUCAGAUGCCCGGCAGCCUCUGGGGACAGAAUAUUCUUUCUGACAGUUAACAGGUGGGCUGGGGAGAGGAGGUCAGGAUCCCAGGACUGAAGGUGGGGCUGUGUGCCCUUUUCCUUGGAAUGUGCCUCUCUGGGCAGUCAGGGAGGGCAGAAGACCACCUGUGCUGGUUCAUCCGGAACCUGGGAGAAGCAAAGGCACAUUCUGUCCUCGCAGCUUUUCUUUGCCUGUCCAGCUCAUGCCCCAUGCUCAGGGGCAUUUCCUGAGCUUCUGGCAGAUUUGGUGGGAGACAGGUCAUCUUUGUGAAGCCAGAGCACUGCUUACGAUCCCUCUCCUCCCAUCCUCCAACCACCUCCUUUGCCCCUAGCACCCAGCCCCAGACCUGUACAAUCUGUUAGUUCCUUUUAUAUCCAAAGAACUAUAAACAGAAGUCCUUCCCUCAAGGAAACAGCAAUAAAGGCCAGUGGGGUCACAAGGGACGGAGGAAAAGCUCCCCGGUUCUUUGGCCUCUUGGACGGGUAGAGGCCUUGGAAGAGGCAGAGACGGGCAGAAAACGCUUUCAAGGGUACCUUGAUCAGGCGGCAGGGGAGCCCGCCUGGAGGGCAUGUGUGUCCCUAGCGGUGGCCUGUGAGGCUGCAGGCCUAGAGAAGCCACUCUUGCGGUGGAGGAUGAAAUUGUAUCCCUGGAACCUCAGAGGUGUUGGGUGUUAGGUCCUGGCCACAUGGGCUCACCGGGAAGGAAAGGUCAGGAGAGGUGGCGAAGGAGGGUUUUGCCCCUGUGUACCUCUCGGGGCUCGGCAGCGAUGUCCGCUGCAAGGGUCUGGCAGUAAGCCCGUCCAGAGAGCUUCUUUCCCCCGGGGAGAACUCCUUUGACUCCAAAGGGAUACCGGAUAUCUGGAGCCCCUGCUACGGGAGCAUGGGAGAGGUCCCAAGGUCAGGGCAUCACUGGUCUGAGUGGAGGGCUAGCUGUGCCUGCAGACAGCAGCCCGUGGCCCCUCUUUCAUCCAGGGUGAAGGUGGGGGCAAAUGCCUUGCUGAGUAGGAGGCGGCAACAGCUUUGAGCCAGACCCACCCCUCGUCCCAUCCCACCGUCCCUCCCUCGGUCUCCUUCUCAGGGAAAUGGUGACUUGGCCCCUCUCAGCGCCUGGAGCCGAUCUGGAGACCUGUGCCUGCCCGUCUGCCUCUGGGUGAGCCCAGGGGAGAGGUUUCAUCCAAAAAUGCAGAAGCAGCCCUCGUGUCCACAGACCGUGCGCCCCAGGCCUCCGGCUCACAGUCCGGGCUUCUCUUCCUUCUGUUGCUUUUGGGGCAUCGAGGUCUGGCCACCCCGUUUAUUGCCCUGCCCUGAGGCUCCUCCCCAGGGGACAGGUUGGACCAUUUUGCCCUCCCCGUUCCUAAUUCCCUCCACCCCACAGUUCUCUCCCAGACUCUACCUUGAGGAGGGGGACGGGAACUCCUGGGUGGAAGAAGAGGACACAAGAGUCGAUGGUCCUGGAAGGAGGCGGGCCUCUCCUUCUUGCUGUGUGGCACUGAGUCCUUGCUGGAGGGCGGGAGGCCCUGGCCUCCCUGGGCCUCGGUUUUCCCCUCUUGUGCUGCGGGCUGUUGAAUGGGGGAUAAAGAAACGUGAGGGGUGCAUGAGGUUCUUGUGACUCGAAUGUUGUCUGGGGCCGGGCCCUAGGGAGCCCGAGGGGCUUCUUGAAGUCUUUGAUUUGAUUUGAUUUGAUUUGAUUUUUGUAGAAUAUCAUUUCCUUCUCCACUCCCAGGGAAGGGCUUCUUGGAUGUCGCAGGAGUCAACAGAAAUAUAUACAGAGAUUGUUAUUUUUGAAACAAAUAAAAAGAGCAAUAAUUUAACUGAAAUAUGC
Leopardus geoffroyi (Geoffroy's cat) is the source of this 3510-nucleotide messenger RNA. RefSeq names its product BLACAT1 overlapping LEMD1 locus (gene BLACAT1). The transcript is spliced from 3 exons. The record is from RefSeq and is a predicted model, not a curated record. NCBI's taxonomy places the organism in Eukaryota, Metazoa, Chordata, Mammalia, Carnivora, Felidae. Bases 388 to 489 code for a protein of 33 amino acids.